Messenger RNA from Onthophagus taurus, 1432 nucleotides. RefSeq lists its product as uncharacterized. Gene Ontology annotation, molecular function: NAD binding; NADH pyrophosphatase activity; ADP-ribose diphosphatase activity. Lineage: Eukaryota; Metazoa; Arthropoda; Insecta; Coleoptera; Scarabaeidae. The record is from RefSeq and is a predicted model, not a curated record.
AACAACAACCUCAAAAUCACGAAAAAAAUAAAUUCGAAGUGGAUUGACACUUGAGGUUAUGUUGACUUAAAAAUAUUUAUUAUUCUUUUGAUAAGGCAUUCACCAAUCUCUUUUAUGGGUCAAAAAUAAUAAAUUUAUAUAUUUUAGGGAAAAACUUAUUUAUUAUUACAUUAAUUAAUCAUGAACAAAUUGAAGUAAAUGUGUGUAUUGGGUUGCCUACACUCUACACUACAAUUAUUUUUAAAAUGACAUAACCUUAAAAUUUUUCGUACUAAUUUAAACUAUUAUGUUUAAUAAUACUUUAGUUGUAAUGCAACCUUUGAAACGAUUGAUAACGCAACGAAAAUCGCGAAGUCACUCAGUUAAAUGUAUUUAGUAAGAGUGUUACGAAAGUUUUCGAUUAGAUACGUUAAUAUUUUAUGGUAUAGAGGUUAUGUAUUCAACAAUUUAAAAAGAAAAUUUGUUGAUAUGGCCGCUUAUCGGAAUCCGAAUAUAUUACGAGGAUUUAUGGAUCGUUAUAAUGGGAUUAUUAUAUCAUCGGAGGUAGAAGAUUGUGAUAUUAAAGAUUUUCCAAUGAAACUGGAGGAAUCAUUGAAGUACUGGGAUAAUCAAAAAUUAAGAGGAAUUUGGUUUAAAGUUUUUAUGGAACACUCGGAAUGGGUCCCCGUUUUAACCAAAAGCGGUUUUAAAUUUCAUCACGCGAAAGAACACUACAUAAUGUUGUAUAAGUGGCUUCCGAAAGAUGAACCUUGCGCUAUCCCACCUUACGCACACACAACUUUGGGUGUUGGAUGCUUGGUCGUUAACGAAAACGAUGAAAUAUUAGUCGUACAAGAAAAUCAUCUCAAAUUCGAUCAUUGGAAAUUACCCGGAGGGUACGUAGAACCCGGUGAGAAUUUAAUCGAUGCUGCAAUAAGGGAGGUUUUCGAAGAAACCAACAUAAAAACGAAAUUUGACAGUUUAUUGACGUUAAGACAUGGACACGGGGGAACUUUUGGGUGUUCAGAUUUAUAUGUGGUGAUUUCGUUGAAACCGUUAAAUGUUGAUAUAAAGAAAUCACAAUUUGAAUUAGCUGAUUGUAAGUGGAUGAAAUUGGAUGAGUACAUGAAUCACCCACAAGUACAUAAAUUAAAUCGGUUGUUUUUGAAGAAUUAUUUGGAUUAUAAAAAGGAUAAAAUAUGUAUACAAUGCGAAAAUGAUGUUCACCCGAUUCUAAAAAAGCCUUACUCGGUUUAUCAUGUUAUUAAAGAUAAAUUAUAAAUAAAUUUGGGAAUUUUAAGGUUAUGUCAAUUUUUAGGUUAUGUUUAGUUUUAGGCAAUAAUUAUUUUUGUGUAAAUUUCAUUGAAUCUUUAAAAAAAGAUAUGGAGGAGGUUAAUAUUAAGGAUAAUCAAAGAGUAAAUACAAAAAAAUCAAAUAAAUUGUAUUUUUAAGA